This is a messenger RNA of Bubalus bubalis (water buffalo), 2210 nucleotides long. It is a transcript of the gene CFHR5, whose product is annotated as complement factor H related 5. NCBI's taxonomy places the organism in Eukaryota, Metazoa, Chordata, Mammalia, Artiodactyla, Bovidae. The record is from RefSeq and is a predicted model, not a curated record. The transcript is spliced from 12 exons. Bases 100 to 2169 code for a protein of 689 amino acids.
GAAUUCACAGUCAUGCUCAUAACUGUAAAUGAAGCAGCACCGAGAGGAACAGCAUCACUGCGGGGCCAUUUUUAGUUACACGCUGCUGGCAUAACUGGCAUGUUGCUUUUAACUCAUGUCCUUCUAAUCUUAUGGAUUUCUACUGUGGGGGGACUAGGGAGAUAUUGUGAUUUUCCAAAAAUAAACCAUGGAAUUCUGUACAAUGAAAAGAAAUACAAGGCAUCUUUCCCAGUUUCUCUUGGGAAAAUUUUCUAUUAUUCCUGUGAAUAUAAUUAUAUGCCUCCUUCAAAAUUCUUUUGGACUCCCAUAACAUGCACAGAGGGCGGAUGGUCACCGACUCCAAAGUGUCUCAGAGUGUGUUUCUUUCCUUUUGUGGAAAACGGUCAAUCUGCAUCUUCGGGACAAAUAUACCUGGAAGGCGCCACUGUGCAAAUUACCUGCAAUAAGGGCUACAGCCUCCCGGAUAACCAGGGCAGCAUUACCUGUGCUGAAGGGGGCUGGUCCUCCCCUCCUGAAUGCAUCUCCACCAAAAAAUGUUUAAAAACAGAUAUUGUAGUUGCCAAUGGGUUUUUGUCUGAGUCAGAAUAUGCUUAUUCUAUAAAUAAAGAAACACAAUAUAAGUGUAAACCAGGAUAUACAACAGCAGAUGGAAAAACGUCAGGGACAGUUCAGUGUUUGCAAGGUGGAUGGUCAAGUCAACCCACUUGUAUUAAGUCCUGUGAGAUGCCAGUAUUAGUGAAUGCCAGAGUCAAGAGUGAUUUCACGUGGUUUCAGCUCAAUGACAUGCUGAACUACGAAUGCGACGCCGGGUAUAAAAACCAAGAUGGACGCACCACAGGCUCCAUAGUGUGUGGCGAAGACGGCUGGUCCCAUUUGCCCAUAUGCCGUGAAACAGAAUGUCAGCUUCCAUUUUUAGAAGCAAACGUAGAUGCUUAUCCAAAGCAAGAAAAAUACAAAGUUGGAGAUGUGCUGAAAUUUUCCUGCAGACAAAGACUUAAAAGAGUUGGGCCGGAUUCAGUUCAAUGCUACCAAUUCGGAUGGUCACCUAAUUUUCCAACAUGCAAAGGGCAAGUGCGAUCCUGUGGUCAACCUCCUCAACUGCCCAAUGGAAAAAUGAAACACAGAAAACAAGAAAAAUACGAACACAGUGAAAUGGUGGAAUGUGAUUGCAACCCUAAUUUUGUACUGAAGGGGCCUAAGAAAAUACAGUGUAUGGAUGGAGAAUGGACAGCUCUGCCCACGUGUGUUGAACCAGGGAAAGCAUGUGGAUUUAUGCCUCAGCUUGAGAAUGGCUAUAGCCAGCCCUCUGUCCCUCCCUAUCGACAUGGAGUUUCAGUGGUGUUAAGUUGCAGAAAUGCAUAUACAAUGAUUGGAAAUACUACAAUUACAUGUAUUGAUGGAAUAUGGACCGAGCUUCCUAAGUGUGUUGCAACAAACCAACUUAAGAGGUGUGAAAAACCACGGUUUUAUACAAGAAGACAUUUAAGUUCACAUAUGUAUGAAUUUAAUCACAAUGCCAGAGUAAGUUACAAGUGUGCUGGGAAGAGUACAGACAUACAGACAGUCUGCAUCGACGGGAAGUGGGACCCUGAACCAGACUGCCUAGGAAAAAAGAAGCAACUGUGCCCACCUCCACCUCAGAUUCCUAACGCUCAGAACAUGCUAACCACAGUGAAUUACCAGGAAGGAGAGAAGGUCGCUGUCCUCUGUAAAGAAAAUCAUGCAUUUCUGGAAGCAAAAGAACUUGUGUGCAAAAGUGGACAAUGGCAGUCCUUACCACACUGUGUAGAGACUGCACAAUACUGUGGGCCCCCUCCGCCUAUUGACAAUGGAGACAUCACCUCCUUCCCCUCAUCAGCAUACUCUCCAGGGUCGAUGGUCCAGUACCGCUGCCAGUCUUUCUAUGAGCUCCGGGGAAAUCUGACUGUGACGUGCAGAAAUGGACGGUGGUCAGAACCACCCACAUGCAUUGAUGCAUGUAUCAUAUCUGAAGACAGAAUGAACAAAAAUAACAUACAGUUAAAAUGGAGAAACCCCCCCAAAAGAUAUGCUAAAACAGGGGAUUUCAUUGAAUUUGAGUGUAAACAUUCACAUAAAGAGAGAACACCCAUACAAUCAUUUCGAGUCCUCUGUCAGGAAGGGAAAUUUGAAUAUCCCACAUGUGAAUGAAACAAGCACAACUUCCCUGGAUGUAGCCUUAAAAGUAAUCU